Messenger RNA from Acanthaster planci (crown-of-thorns starfish), 2595 nucleotides. It is a transcript of the gene dohh, whose product is annotated as deoxyhypusine hydroxylase. Gene Ontology annotation, biological process: peptidyl-hypusine biosynthetic process. The record is from RefSeq and is a predicted model, not a curated record. Gene Ontology annotation, molecular function: deoxyhypusine monooxygenase activity. NCBI's taxonomy places the organism in Eukaryota, Metazoa, Echinodermata, Asteroidea, Valvatida, Acanthasteridae.
ACUAUGCAUUUUAUUAGACGUUUACGCAUGUACACAGUGCAAGUAAGGCAGACACUUUCUACGGCGUAGUUUUGCUCAAAUUUUCUGCGAAGUAUUUCCACCUUCACCAUCUAGACUUUCUUUGACUUCAAAUACUGUCAUCAUGCCCGAGGAUACUGGUAAGAUCGAGCGAAUAGGGGCCAUUCUAGUGGACCCAGCCCGACCGCUUCCGGAGAGAUUCCGUGCCCUGUUCACGUUGCGCAACCUCGGAGGCCCUGCUGCCUUAGCGUGCAUCGGGCGGUGCUUUGCCGAUGACUCGGCCCUGUUGAAACACGAGUGUGCCUACUGCUUGGGCCAGAUGCAGGAUGAAGGGGCUAUUUCGAUGCUGGUCGAUGUGCUUGAAGAUGUCAACCAGGAGCCAAUCGUGAGACACGAAGCAGGAGAAGCCUUAGGAGCCAUCGGAUCACCACAGAUCUUGAACAUUUUGAAGAAAUAUGAGCAUGAUCCCAUCACAGAGAUUGCAGAGACAUGCCAGCUAGCCAUCCAGAGGAUAGAGUGGCUGCAGAGCGAGCAGCGAGCGCAGGAGGAGGGCCAGAUCUCGGACAACCCCUUCAAGUCAGUAGAUCCAGCACCCCCAUCCCUCCCAGGGUCCCUUGAGGAGCUGCAGGAGAGUUUGCUGGACGAGGAUGUGCCGCUGUUUGACCGCUAUCGAGCCAUGUUUGCACUUAGGAACAGGAAUGAUGAACCAGCUGUGCGGGUGUUAGCACAGGGUCUUCAGUGCAAGAGUGCUCUCUUUAGGCACGAGGUGGCCUACGUCCUGGGUCAGAUGCAGCAUGGCGCCUGCAUCCCGCAGCUCCUGGAGACGCUGGCCAAGCUGGAAGAGAGCCCCAUGGUGCGGCACGAGUGCGCCGAGGCGCUGGGCUCCAUCGCCCAGGAGGGAUGCCUGGACCAGCUGAGGGGUUACCUGGGGGACCGGGAGAGGGUGGUGCGGGAGAGCUGUGUGGUGGCGCUGGACAUGGGCGAGCACGAGGCCAGCGGGGAGUUCCAGUACUGCGACGGGCUCGUCAGGGCGGAGUCUAGCACGGCACAGCAGCCGUCCUCAUUGUGAGCUGAUGUUGGCUCAUGGGUUUGUGGACGAACACAAGACCAAGGGGGAACUCCAGAAUUGUGACAGACUCAUGGGGAUGUCAAGCGUGGCACAGCAAACUGACGUUGCCUGCAGCCCUGAAACCUCUACUUCACCUACAAAGCACCAGGCUGACAAGCAGAGAAGGCCAAGUUACCCAUAGACUUUUUUGUGACGGCCUCACAGAAAAUCUACACUCAAACUACGGCGCAGUUCCUUUUAUCCUGUGACAGGGGUAAAUGUAAAAGAACACACUAGCACCGAUGCUUUUGCUUUAGCCUCUGAUGGCCCGUAUACUAUAAAAGAUGAAGAUGGGUGUUGCGUGGUUUGGAAGAUUUUGUAGGAUUUCACAGGAUUGGGGAAGGUAGAGCCGCCUGGGUAGGGUAGGGGAGGGGAAGGCCUUGGCCCUUUGUCGCUGCCAAUGCAGCUUUCAUUACUCUCCAGGAUGGUGACCUGGUUUACCAUCAUGGGUCAUGAGGGAUGCCAGAUUGGAUUUUUCCUCGAGGAUGAACAGAUGUGAUGUUGCAUGCGUAGAGAACUGUAUAAUCAGUUCAACUGCAUGUUUCAAGAAAACCAAAUACACGUAACUAACCAGAUUUGCAUCAGUCCAAAUGGGGAUUAAGUCUGAUGCAUGCUUUGUGCAAAAUUGAAGCAAUUUAUUUUGAUGUUAACAUAAACUUAACUACUGUCUACUUUUCCAGACUCUCUUGCAUGGCUCACUUUUAGGUAAAGUUACAUGUAUGCGUACAUGAAAUCAGUAUUAUGUUGAGUUGUGAGCAUGUCACAUUGUUUCCCUUAGCAUGGCUUGCAUGUACAAUAAGCCUAUGUAAUGUUUGACGUCACACUGUUUACAUGUGCGAUUUUCCAUGAAACCAGUGGGGGCCCAUGGACCACUGAGCAUAAAGCACGCGUGCAAAGUGUGGUGUCAUCGGUACAGAGUACCAAAGUGAAUACGUCACAUGGACAAUUAGAUGUGGAAAGGCAGUAGCGCGAGAAACAGCGCGUGAACCAACAGGCGCGGUUACUCCAUUCGUUUGCACUACACUUCUGGUUCAAAAUGACAUCAAACUUCGGUAUUCUAUAUCGAGAUCAGCAUUGAUAGACCUGUGUAUUGACGCCACAUUUAGUUGAUGUGUGCUUUCCAAUGGUGCUCAGUGGACAGUGGGUCCCCACUGGCUCCAUAGGAAAGAACGCAUGUAAACAGAAAGUGACGUUAGUACAUAGGUCUAUUAUUGAGAUGAUUUUGACACUCUUUUUAUCAAAGGUAAAAAGAUUUUAACUAGAAGCAAAAACAGAGAAUGAAACAAGAAACUGAUCAAUUCUCGCUUGAUUUGGUACUUCCUGAAGUCUCACUUUAUUUUAUUCUAACUGCAUGAUCAAAAACAAAAGCACAACAUAAACUACAAUGCAAAAAAUUAUAUCUACAAUAUCACUUCAAAAUAUACAGUUGUAGAAAGCAGAAGUAAAAAAGGAAGGUUAUCUUUAAGAAA